AUGUCCGAUACUUCGAUGUUGGACCAACUCGAAGAUGACUCAGUCCUCAAAUCUAUCUACGCGAAGAUCAUCGGCGGCGAGGCACCAGAGCGCCAACGAGUGGAUUCUAAUGCCAGCGUCAACGAGGCUGAGGCCAAACGUAUGAGCAUCUACAAGGCCGCAUCUCGCCCUACUUCUGCCACGAUAGACCAGCCUUCUACCUGCCACCAACGUCUCGCCGCCAUCAUCAUCCCCACGAAUCCGUCUUCAGCAUCGCGUCCAUCUCGUCCUAUGGCUACGCUAUCCACAACGGCGCGCCGGAUCCAUUCGACUACGGAUUGCCUCUCCAUGUCGAUGACAGUUGAAGAUACGUUCGAGUUCAUGCACAAUCGGCCUACUCGUCGCCGUGUCGAGAGCGAUGCCUCAAGCUUCUACUUCCAUGCGCCGGCAUCUCAGCAAAAUGGAGGUUGCGGCCACCGUCGUCAACAGUCGAACAUGUCGGUAUCCUCUCUCGCUCCACCCAUCGGCCUCUAUAACCGUAGCUUCGGCCACCAUCGACGCAACGACUCCUCUGCGAGUACCAACUCCGUCGCCGUCUCCUUCCCAAAGCACGGCACAAACCCCGGAGUUCCAGCUUAG
Cyclocybe aegerita is the source of this 618-nucleotide messenger RNA. The record is from the annotation of a GenBank genome assembly. Lineage: Eukaryota; Fungi; Basidiomycota; Agaricomycetes; Agaricales; Hemipholiotaceae.